This is a messenger RNA of Danio rerio (zebrafish), 1437 nucleotides long. Lineage: Eukaryota; Metazoa; Chordata; Actinopteri; Cypriniformes; Danionidae. The record is from RefSeq and is a predicted model, not a curated record.
GUCGUGAACUGAGGUGGGCCGGUCUGAGGCUUGAAACUCCAGGGCUGAAAAGUAGUCCCACUCCGGCCCUGUUCAUACUGAUGUCUUCAGGUCUACAAAUUGAAUUAAUUGUGUUGGCAUUAGCUUACCUGAGCAAAUUAUAUUAUCCCUUAUUAUACGUAUUGUAUCACCUACAAGAUAUAACACCAUAUAAUUACUUAUUUCAGUGUUAAUUAAUCAGAUUCCUGUUUACUCUCUUCAGUUAAAUCAGUGGAAGACAAAGACAGAGUUUAUUGAAGGACAGCGAGAAGAUGAGUGAUCCAGAACCCUGCAGAAUUAAACAGGAAGAGACUGAAGAGAUAAUAGAUGUGAUAGUGAAGGAGGAGAGUGAAGAUGAGGAGAAACACCAUGUCAGAAGUGAAGAUGAAACUCCCGCAAGCACUGAACACAAUAUUUUAAUGAAAAGAACAGCUGUAAAAAGUUUGAUCUGCACUCAGUGUGGAAGGAGUUUUGAUCGUAAAUGCCACCUCGAGAUUCACAUGAGGAUCCACACUGGAGAGAAACCGUACCAGUGUUCACACUGCGACAAGAGAUUCAAUCGUACAGGACACCUGAAAAUACACGAGAGGAUUCACACUGGAGAGAAACCGUAUCACUGCACUGCUUGUGGGAAGAGUUUCACACAAUCGUCUUCUCUACGAACACACACAAGAAUCAAUCACAAUGUGACUGUGAAAGAGGAGGAGAACGAAGAACCGAUUGUAGCCGUGAAGGUCCGUACAAAGGGGAAACUUCAUUCAUGCUCUUUGUGUGGAAAGAGUUUUACACAUAAACAAAGUUUAAGGGAACAUGAGAGGAUCCACACUGGGGAGAAACCAUUCCCGUGUACUUGGUGUGGGAAAACCUUCAGAAAACCAUCAUCCCUUAAUCAACACGUGAAGAUCCACACUGGAGAGAGACCACACACAUGUGAUCGAUGCGGUAAAACAUUCUCAAGGCUGUCUCAUCUGAAGAUCCAUCUUAUAGUUCACACAAACGAGAAGCCUUAUUCAUGCUCUGUGUGUGGAAAGAGUUUUACACAGCAGGGGUAUUUAAAAGCACAUCAGAAGCACCACGGCGAUGUGAAAGAGUUUGUGUGCUUCGUGUGCAAGAAGACUUUUAUCAGAGCUGGAGACUUGAAACAGCACGAGAGGAUUCACACUGGAGAGAAACCGUACACAUGUGCUCUGUGUGGGAAGAGUUUCGCACAAUUAUCAUACCUUAGUACACACAAGAAGAUCCACACUGGAGAGAGAACGCACAAAUGUGAUCAAUGCGGUAAAACUUUUUUGAGGGCUACACAGCUGAAGAUUCAUCUUAAGGUUCAUUUAUAGGAGAAGCUUUAGUCCUGUUCUUUAACAUUGGGGUCAGUUUGACCCCACUGAAUGUUUACAACCAGUAAAUACAAGCUUGACAUCA